AUGCAUUCAAAGAAGAACCGGCUCUGGGUGGAAUGCAUAGUUUAUAAGGUGGCAACUCUACUAGCCGCGGCGGUGGCUUUUGCAUCGGCCGAACACGGUAACGCUUACUCGUACAACCACUUCGAGGGACCGGUCAGCGGCCCUGUGCACAAGAUAACAGUACCUCUAGGUCUGAAAGACGGUGAUCACGACGGACAGCAUGCACAGGCGUUCGACUACGUGGCCAAGCCCGACUAUAAGUUUGCAUAUGGAGUUGAAGAUCCUCACCGUGGAAACUCUCAAAGAAGAAAGGAAUCUAGAGACGGAGAUAAAGUACAAGGUGAAUAUAGUUUAAUCGAACCUGACGGUUCCCUUCGUGUUGUUAAAUACACCGCUGACCUCAAGAAUGGUUUUCAAGCUAUCGUCCAACAUACCCCAUCCCACGCCAGCGGUUACAAGCAGCCCACGGUCACUAAAUAUCUUGUCAGUCAUCGACCAAAUGAAGGAGCUGCCCAGGAAGGAGGUCAUCAACAGUACCAACAUUAUCAUGUCCAACCACUACUAGAACAGGUAAAGAAACAAGAGCAGCAAAAGUCUGCCGAAGUGGUUCAAAAUCAGGAACAAGAUGAGGAUGAUAGCAGCAGUCGUCAAGAGGAAGAACAGGAAUCACCAAAAGUUAAUGAAAAUUUUUAUGAUAGGGAAAGUCAUGAAUCUUAUGCGACUUCUGAGUCCGGUGAGACAGAUGAAUCUCACCACAAUGUGAAAACCGAGUCGCCGGUGAGCUAUCAUCGUAUCCAGUUAGAAGAAGAAAGUGAAGAACGCGUUUAUUAA
Molecule: messenger RNA, 810 nt
Organism: Ctenocephalides felis (cat flea)
Lineage: Eukaryota; Metazoa; Arthropoda; Insecta; Siphonaptera; Pulicidae
Exons: 4
Coding region: 1-810 (269 amino acids)
Cellular component (GO): extracellular matrix
Source: RefSeq, a predicted model, not a curated record